AUGUCAUCUAGGGUUGAGCCAAGCCGAAAAUUGGCUAUGCCUUUGAAACAUGGCCCUCCGGCUUAUAAUAUUAUGAGCUGGGAGCACUGUACUCAGGCUACCGUAUCUUCGAUCGAGCCCAAGGAUUACCCUCUACAUCAUGCUGCCUUCUUAAACGAUAUCGAAUGGGCGAAACGAAUUAUUGCCAAAGGCGAAGUUUCAAUCGACAAACAAAAUGUUCAUGGAGAUACGGCACUACACGUGGCUACCAUGAUGGGACAUAAAGGUUGGUUACUGUAGAUUUUAAUUUUCUUUUUAAAAAUAGUCUCUCUCAAAGAAAAUUUUUGUGGAUUAGGGGGCACAGAAUUCGUUGAACAAUUCUAAUAUUUAAGGUUAAAUUAAUCUGUUUCAGAGAUGAUUUACUUACUUUUGGAUGCCAAUGCUUGUGUCAAGAUGAAGAAUAACCAAGGUUGGAAUCCGAUGAUAGAAGCUAUUAGUUAUGGAAAUCGAGAUAUAAGUAUGUUUGUCUCAUUUUCCAUAUUUAACAGCAGGAUUUUCAAAAUACGAAAUCGAAAAUUUUUUUCUUUUUGUACUGUUUAGCCAACCUUUGGCACAACUUUUUGCUACAGAGACUAUUUUUUUACACGGUGCUACACCCAAAGUACAAAAAUACAAGGUGCAAUAACUUGAAACUGUAAAAAUUAUAAGGGAAAGCCAGUUUUUUUAGAUUUUAAAUAAAAUUUUUUUUGCAAAUUUACAUGUAUACCUUAAUUUUUAGUCAAAGAAAUGCUAAAAGUUCUGCGACUUCAAGCAGUACGUGGACUAGCCGAACGAAAACCUCAUUUAUUCAAGAUUCUGGGAGAAUUACCUGACUUUUACAUGGAACUCAAAUGGGAUUUUCAUAGUUGGAGUAAGUUUUUUGAGUUGAAUAUUAACUACUUUAUUUUGACUUUGAAGGAAGGCUUUUACAGUACGAAAAAAAGCAUAAAAAUAAUAUUUUUUCACUUUGUUCAUAAUUUUUUUAAACAUUUUUAAAAAAUAAUAUUUGUUUUGUAAUUACACAGGUAAUGAAUUUAAUUAGUUCUCUUAACAUCAAAAUGAUUUUCAGUACCCUUACUAUCAAGAAUGUUACCAUCAGACGUUUGUCGUAUAUACAAAUGCAAAACAUCGUUACGAAUGGAUACCUCGUUGGUGGAUGUGAAUGAUAAGAAAUGGGAAAGAGGAGACAUAUCCCUAUUAUUCAAUGCUUUUAACGAUGAAGAGGAAGCGCGGUUGAUACUGGUUGAUAAUGGGCAGAAAACGUACACACAUGUGAAGGGGCAACAAAAUUAUGAAGAGUUGGAUGAAGAGGUUGAUGUUCUUAUGGUAAGUGUUAAGAAUUUUCGCGUACUUUAUAAAACUUACCCAACUUAAUCUUACUCUACCCUAAACUGCCUUAUCUUACUUUACCUUAUCCUGCUUUGCCCUAUUUUGACCUAUUUUUAUUUACGGUAAAUAAUUGGUAAAAUACGGUUUUCUUUACUUUAGCUAUAAUAAUAUACUUUUAUUGAUUUCUUACAAACUUUUAGUCUUCCGACAUCGUAGACAUGCACAUGUCCACCAAGCCCAUAACCUUCGAAAGAGCAAAAUCUGGAUGGAUAUUCAGACAAGAAAAGACCGAAGAUAUUGCCGGCUUCUCAGGCGAUUUCUACUUUGUUAACAAUAUGAACUUGAUAACAAAAAAGCGGAGAGAACAUUUAUCGACCGAAGAUGUGAAAAAGAACAAGUCGAUUAUGAAAAAGUUCACAGCUGGUGCCAAACUAUCGGAGGAGGACUUUGAACAACUUGGUGCCAUUCCUCAUCGACCUUCUCUGCCUCCACCUGACAAACCUGAUAUCACCUUUGAAGAGUACACUCAGAUGUUGGAACAUCCAAUGUUGGCUAGGAAGCAUGAUUUGAAGACUAAUACUAGGACGUUCUCAGCUAUGGUGGCUAUGGUAAGGUUAAAGUUUUCGUGAUGAGACCAAAAUUGAAAAGAUGAUUUAAUUAUAAUGAUUAUAUUGUUACCUAAGUUAAUAUAAUUUCAAUUUUUGUAUGCAUCAACUAUUACAUUUUAGUAAACUAUUUUUGUUCAGAGCUCCGACUUCCCACUCCAACUCCAAACCUUGAUUGACAUUCUGGAAGUGCUGGCUCCAUUCAAACACAUUAACAAACUCAGAGAUUUUUGUCGCUUAAAAAUGCCUCCGGGCUUUCCAAUCAAACUCGAGAUUCCGAUUGUGCCUACGAUUUCAGCCAAAGUCACUUUCCAAAACUUUGAGUGGCUGGCUCAACGUGAUCUGCCUAAAUCAAUGUUCUGUAUUCCCAAAAAUUACCGUCUUGCCAAACCGAGAUUGAGUAUGUAG
Molecule: messenger RNA, 2360 nt
Organism: Bursaphelenchus okinawaensis
Lineage: Eukaryota; Metazoa; Nematoda; Chromadorea; Rhabditida; Aphelenchoididae
Source: the annotation of a GenBank genome assembly